Molecule: messenger RNA, 1343 nt
Organism: Physella acuta
Lineage: Eukaryota; Metazoa; Mollusca; Gastropoda; Physidae
Source: RefSeq, a predicted model, not a curated record
UUUAUCGAUUAUAUCAUAUAUUCAAAUCUUUUAACAGCUCGCCUUGUUCCAGUGUCAAUUAUUUUAUUUCCACGUGGUAAUGAACUAUCAGGCGACACAUACCAAUAUCUGCUCCAGAGGGGAGCGUAUCUACCCCAAAAGUGGCAAUUGGAAUUUACUGAGGGAGAAAAGGUCAAUUUAAAGUGUUUUGUUAAAGGAUCUAGCAAUGUAAACAUCCAAUGGAGGUUUGGCAACAAGGAAAGUAACUUUAGUAGCCUUAUAUCGUAUCCUGACAAAAACGCUGUAACAAUUGGCAAACCUGAUUUAAUCGAUUCUGGGACAACCUGUGCCAGGUACCUUCAUUCGUCGACACUGAAUUUUCAAACAGAAUACAAGUAUGAUGACUACACGUAUGUGUGUAUGGCUAUAGAAGACAACAGAGAAACAAUUGUUGCUGGUAUGAUGAUACGCGUAAGAGAAGAGUUACGUCUAAAACCUGUAAGUGACAGCGAUACGAUUGUUAACCCAAGAGAGGUUAAAGAAGGCGGAUCAUUCAACGUUACUUGUGACGCAUCACGUGCUGGUGUUCCAUCAAAUACUAAAAACCUUCAAAUAUUAUAUAUUGUAUGGACGGGUGCAUCGAAUAAUUCAGUAUUAUUAGCAAGAUACUGGACCUACUCUACUCCAUAUGAAUAUAAAUUUAAACCGUAUUCUCUACCCGAGAGGAACUGGAGUUUUAAUUUUGUUGGAAACAACAGAAACACAAUGAAAAUUGAAAUAAUUGUUCAAGACGCUAAAUGUGCAGAUGCUGGAUUGUAUGUUUGUAGAGCUUCAAUCGAUAACAACUUGUUUUUCAUUGGCCACCAGAAUCUCAGUAUUGUAGCCCAAGUAGUUCCUGUGUCCCUGACUUUAGUUCCCCAGAAUGCCAACGGACGGGGUCCAUACGAGUCGGUCAAUCCUGCAGGGUCUAAUGUUACUUUGUUUUGUAAUGCCACUGGACCAAAGAACGUGACCUUUCAAUGGAAGUUUGGUAGCAGAUUAAGUAACUUUAGCAGUUUUACGCCAUAUCCUGUACAAAACGCUGUGUCAGUUGCUGAACCUGUGCUGGUCAGUUCUGGGACAACCUGUGUCCAGUAUAUUCAUUUGUCAACACUGAAGUUUCAAACAGAAGACAAGUAUGAUGGCUACAUGUAUGUGUGUGUAGCUACAGAAAACAACAGAGACACUAUUGUUGGGAACAUGACGAUAUACUCAAAAAAGUGAAAUUGGUGACAUUGCAGGAGACUUUGAAUAACGCUUGAUGAACUUUCUCUUGAACACAAAAGUAGUCUAAAUAAUGAUGCUAGUUGAUUAAAGCAUACACG